Molecule: messenger RNA, 1824 nt
Organism: Penicillium bovifimosum
Lineage: Eukaryota; Fungi; Ascomycota; Eurotiomycetes; Eurotiales; Aspergillaceae
Gene: bbp
Product: putative zinc knuckle transcription factor/splicing factor MSL5/ZFM1
Exons: 6
Coding region: 1-1824 (607 amino acids)
Biological process (GO): regulation of mRNA splicing, via spliceosome
Cellular component (GO): nucleus
Molecular function (GO): zinc ion binding; mRNA binding
Source: RefSeq, a predicted model, not a curated record
AUGUCGUGGCGCAAUCAAAGUCAAGGUGUCACCGGCUCCAACAACAUCCCGCUAGGGCGUCGCCGUAUGGGCGGAGAGGAAGGAGAUGAGGAAAGUCGCACUGCGACCCCUUCAUCCGUGCCCUCGUCCAUGGGCCCCGACGGCCCCAAGCGUGGUCGCAGCCCUGUCCGAGCCGAACCAGUACUCGAAGCCGAUGGCUCCAAAAGGCGCAAGAAGCGCAACCGCUGGGGCGACCAGCAGGAGAACAAGGCUGCCGGCCUCAUGGGCUUGCCUACCAUGAUCAUGGCAAACUUCACUAGCGAGCAGCUUGAAGCUUACACACUUCACCUUCGUAUCGAGGAGAUCAGCCAGAAGCUUCGGAUUAACGAUGUGGUCCCAGGCGAUGGUGACAGAUCUCCCUCGCCGGCCCCUCAGUAUGACAACUUCGGUAGACGUGUCAACACUCGCGAAUACCGUUACCGCAAACGCCUCGAGGAAGAGCGUCAUAAACUGGUCGAGAAAGCCAUGAAGACCAUUCCUAACUACCACCCGCCUUCUGACUACAGACGCCCGACCAAGACCCAAGAGAAGGUCUACGUCCCCGUGAAUGACUAUCCAGAGAUUAACUUCAUUGGCUUACUUAUAGGACCCCGUGGAAACACUUUGAAAAAGAUGGAGACUGAGUCUGGUGCAAAGAUCGCCAUUCGUGGUAAAGGCUCCGUCAAGGAAGGAAAGGGUCGCUCCGAUGCCGCUCACGGUAGCAACCAGGAAGAAGAUCUUCACUGUCUCAUUAUGGCAGAUACCGAAGAAAAAGUCAACAAGGCCAAGAAGCUUGUUCACAACGUUAUCGAAACGGUCCGUUCCCGAGCCCGACCCGCUAGGUGCUUACUUGAUACUAACAAUCAUCAGGCCGCAUCCAUCCCUGAAGGCCAGAACGAGCUCAAGCGCAACCAACUCCGUGAGCUGGCUGCUCUCAACGGUACGCUUCGCGACGACGAGAACCAGGCUUGCCAGAACUGUGGUCAAAUUGGACACCGCAAGUAUGACUGCCCCGAGCAGCGUAACUUCACUGCCAAUAUCAUCUGUCGCGUCUGUGGCAAUGCUGGUCAUAUGGCUCGCGAUUGUCCCGAUCGCCAGCGCGGCAGUGACUGGCGCAACGGUCCGGAUAGACGUGGUAUCCGUGAUACCGGGGAUGCUGUUGAUCGUGAGAUGCAGCAACUGAUGAACGAAUUGUCUGGUGGUGCUCCUGGCGAACAUGAGCCCCGUCGCAUUGAAGCCGGCCCCGGUGGUGACAAUGCGUACCCCGACGAUCGUGACGCGAAGCCCUGGCAGCAACGUGGGCCGCCGCCUCCAAGUGACGUGGCCCCCUGGCAACAACGCCGUGACAACCGUCGCGAUGAUUAUGCGCCCCGUGACAACUACGGAUCCCGUGACGACUAUGGAUCACGCAAUCAGGCUGCUCCUGGUGGCCCCGCCCCUUGGGCCGCGCAGAGCCAAGCUCAAGGCCGCGACUACGGCUAUGGAGCUCCAGGUGGAUAUACUGCUCCUGGCGCUGUCCCCGGUGCUGCCCCUUGGCAACAACCGGCCGCUGCUGCCGCACAGCCUGCUUACGGAGGAUAUGGUGCUUAUGGUGGAUAUGCGGCUUAUCCUCCUGGCAUGGCAGCACCUGGUAUGGCAGCUCCCGGUAUUACACCUCCCGGUAUGGGCGCACCUCCUCCCCCGCCUGGUAUGCCUCCGAUGUACCCCGGUGCUGCUGGCAGUCCUCCUCCGCCACCACCUCCACCUGGUGAUGCGCCGCCCCCGCCCCCUCCGAGCGACAUCCCUCCCCCACCUCCGCCUCAGUGA